GCGAUAAAUCUCCCCAGGAGCAUUGAGUAACUCCAAAAGUUCGAUCGCAAAAAUAGCGUUUCGCAUGUAAAAUCAUGCGUUCCUUAACUUCUGUCCCUACACUGAGUCCUGAAUGGGCAACCCUUGUGGACGGGGUGCGGCGGAAACGGGACGAGUCUAUUGCAGCUGUGAUGUCCCCGGAAUCUAUUCCUUUACACGAGGUCCCCAGCAAUGUCAGCCAGGUGCCCCGCGAAGUCCUACCGGUGCAGGUCUGCACUGUUACCGAAACUCCCUUGCCAGAGUUAUUACAGCAGCUGGCUAGCCGCGAGGUAACCGCAGUCGCGGUGACAGAGGCCUUCCUUCGUCGAGCUGCUCUGGCUCAAGGGCUGGUGAAUUGCGUGACUGAGCUGCUACCUACCGCUGCUCUCAAGCGAGCGGCUUUUCUGGACGACUACAUUGCGCAACAUGGAAAGCCUCUGGGUCCUUUACACGGCCUGCCAAUUAGUGUCAAAGAACACAUGGCAAUGGCAGAUUGGGAAGUCAACUUCUCCUUCGUUGCCCAGAUUGGUACCAAAGCGACUACGGACGGGGAAGUCUUGAGGAUACUGUGGGAGGCCGGCUGUGUGUUUCACGCGCGGACAACUCAGCCGCAGUCUCUACUUCAUGUAGAGACUUCCUCGAACAUAUACGGUGUGACCGUGAACCCGUUCAAUACAAACUUGACGUGUGGAGGCAGCUCUGGAGGAGAAGGGGCCCUUAUUGCCCUGAGAGGAAGCUGUCUUGGGGUUGGUUCUGACACCGGGGGCAGUAUUCGAGUUCCAGCAGGUCUGUGCGGGAUAUAUGGUAUGAAGGCAUCAUCCGGACGAGUUCCUAUGAGCGGGCUACUGCCUUUGACGAUGGGACGGGAGCAGAUCCCCUCAGUUGUGGGGCCUAUGUCUGCGACGCUGGAGGGCCUGGAACUUUGGAUGAAGGUCGUCUGCUCUCGCAAGACAUGGCUCAAGGAGCCCACCCUAUUGCCUAUGGCAUGGCGAGAUGAGGUAGACUGGCUGGGAAAGACUGGAGGUAGCAGCAAGUUUAAGAUAGGUGUGAUGUGGAAUGACGGCGUCGUUCAACCCCAGCCUCCCGUAACUCGAGCCCUACGUCAGGUAGUCGACCGGCUUCGGGUGCAUGAAGAGGUGGAGAUUGUGGACUGGAAGCCACACGAUCAUAGCCGUGGUGGUGAGAUUUUUGCCCGCUUGUUGUUUGCCGAUGGGGGGAAAUUCAUGAAACAGCGUCUGGACCAGGCGGGAGAGCCCUUGCGGCCGCUGAGUCAGUGGGCUUUUAAUGAAAACCCUCACUGUCGAGAAACAACAUUAGACGAACUCUGGGAAUGGACGGGCAAGAGAGACACGUACAGGCACAAGUACGCAAAUGCGUGGAAUGUAACCGCAACCGGAGUUGAUGCACAUGGUGACCCCGUCGGCUGUGUAGAUGUUAUUCUGACCCCAGUCGCUCCUGGCGUAGCACCACCCCUAGAUCAUUCGCAUAAUUGGCUAUACACGAGUAUAUGGAAUUUGCUCGACUACCCUGCCGUGUCAUUCCCAGUGACGCAUGCUGAUGCUGGGCUGGAUCCACGGAAUGAUCUUUAUACGCCCCAAAAUAAGCUGGACGCGGAGAACCACCAUCUCUACGAUCCUCAGAUGCAUCACGGAGCUCCUAUUGCGCUUCAGUUGGUGGGUCGGCGAUGGGAGGACGAAAAGGACUUAUUGGCAGCUUCGCACAUCGGAUAG
Molecule: messenger RNA, 1748 nt
Organism: Aspergillus versicolor CBS 583.65
Lineage: Eukaryota; Fungi; Ascomycota; Eurotiomycetes; Eurotiales; Aspergillaceae
Exons: 6
Coding region: 75-1748 (557 amino acids)
Source: RefSeq, a predicted model, not a curated record